Messenger RNA from Closterium sp. NIES-65, 738 nucleotides. The record is from the annotation of a GenBank genome assembly. NCBI's taxonomy places the organism in Eukaryota, Viridiplantae, Streptophyta, Zygnematophyceae, Desmidiales, Closteriaceae.
AUGGACGUCCCAGCGGCGUCCCCGUGCCGGCCGCAGCGAACGGAUUCACAACGCCGCCAGGAGCGCCGCCGGGGGCGCCGCCGGGAGUGCCGGGGCUCGCCGCCCCACCUCUGUCCGCCGCUGCGGCGGCGGCUGCGCUCCGGAGGCGCAUUCCCCAGGGGGGCCCUGCCGGACGAUGGGUACUGCUGGCUGAAAUACGGGGAGAAGCGGCUUGCGCGCAGUGGAAACUCGAAGAUUAGGUCAUACUUCAAGUGCGCUAGCUCAAUGCUUCGAACGACAUCAGCGGAGACACCACGGCCUGCGGAUUCCGGAUUUUCUCCUGGAGUGAAUCGCUCGGUCCGAAACGGGAACCUGUUCCGGCAGGGGAAUGUGGCGGACGGGGUCGGAGGAGCAAGCACGGCGGGAGGAGUGGUAAGUGGUGUGGCACAAGGGGCGGCAAGUGGAGUGGCAGACGGACGUGGGAUGGCAGCAUUUGCGAGCGCAGGAGCGGCGCCAGCAUUUCCCAGCCCUGGAGGAGGGGCGGCAGCGACUUUUCCCAGCCCAGGAGGGGCGGCAGCGGUGCCAUUUCCCAGCCCAGGUGGGCCGGCAGCACUUGCAAGCCCAGGAGGGGCGGCAGCAUUUGCCAGCCCAGGAGGGGCGGCAGCAUUUGCCAGCCCAGGAGGGGCGGCAGCAUUUGCCAUCCCAGGAGGGCGGCAGCAUUUGCCAGCCCAGGAGGGGCGGCAGCAUUUGCCAGCCUAG